Molecule: messenger RNA, 2857 nt
Organism: Elaeis guineensis (African oil palm)
Lineage: Eukaryota; Viridiplantae; Streptophyta; Magnoliopsida; Arecales; Arecaceae
Product: heat shock protein 90-6, mitochondrial
Biological process (GO): protein folding
Molecular function (GO): ATP binding; ATP hydrolysis activity; ATP-dependent protein folding chaperone
Source: RefSeq, a predicted model, not a curated record
ACCAUGCCCUUCCCAUUCUAAACCUAAAACCGUGGGUGGCCUCCAACGUCUCUCCCUCCACUCCGCGACCGUGACGAAGGAGAGAUAGAAAGUGAACGAGAGAAGGAAAAGGAGUAAAUGCUUGGGGCUUCGAGGCGAUCCGUCUCUGCCGUCGUCCGCGCCAGUAGCGCGCGACGACGAGCGUUGGCUCCCACCGCCUCCACCUCCUCGUCUUGUCCCAACUCGUUAAUGGAGAACCAGGUCAAAGUCCCACAAUUUCAAACCAGAUGGCUUUCUAUGUUUUCUGCAACAAAAACCAAUGACCCAAACCAUGAAAUGCAUCCAAAUCUUCGAAACAGCAUUCUUGUUAGCAACCGUCAUGAGUCAACUGCUACAUCGGCUGAUACAUCUGAUCCGACAUGUGAGGAAUUUGAGUAUCAGGCUGAGGUUAGUCGUCUCAUGGACCUCAUAGUUCAUAGCUUAUACAGCAACAAAGAAAUAUUUCUUCGGGAGUUGAUUAGCAAUGCGAGUGAUGCGCUUGACAAGCUACGUUAUCUGAGUGUUACCGAACCUAAACUUCUGAAGGAUGCUGUUGACCUUGACAUUCGUAUCCAAACUGACAAAGACAAUGGGAUAAUUACAAUUAUGGAUACUGGUAUUGGUAUGACCAGGCAAGAACUUGUUGACUCUUUAGGAACCAUUGCACAUAGUGGAACAGCAAAGUUUCUAAAAGCAUUGAAGGAGAGCCAAGAAGCUGGUGCUGACAGCACUCUAAUUGGCCAAUUUGGCGUCGGCUUUUAUUCGUCAUUCCUUGUUUCUGACAAGGUGGUUGUCUCAACAAAGAGCCCAAAAUCUGAUAAGCAAUAUGUGUGGGAGGGAGAGGCAGGUGCUAGUUCUUAUACAAUACGGGAGGAGACAGACCCUGAAAAACUAAUUCCAAGAGGCACCCAUCUUACAUUGUACCUUAAGCAUGAUGACAAGGGUUUUGCUCAUCCUGAAAGGAUUCAGAAACUAGUGAAGAACUACUCACAAUUUGUUUCUUUCCCAAUAUAUACAUGGCAAGAGAAGGGUUUUACUAAAGAGAUCGAGGUUGACGAGGAUCCUACUGAAGCUAAUAAGGUUGGGGAGGAAGAAUCCAAAGCCGAGAAAAAGAAGAAGACCAAAAAAGUUGUGGAGAGAUAUUGGGACUGGGAGCUCACAAAUGAAACCAAACCUAUAUGGCUUCGCAACCCUAAAGAUGUCACUACUGAGGAGUACAAUGAGUUCUACAAGAAGACUUUUGAUGAGUACUUGGAUCCUUUGGCCUCAUCACACUUCACCACUGAGGGUGAAGUGGAAUUCAGAUCUAUUCUUUUUGUGCCUGCUACAAGAAAGGAUGACAUAGUUAACACAAAGACGAAGAACAUUAGGCUUUAUGUUAAGCGUGUAUUCAUAUCUGAUGACUUUGAUGGGGAAUUGUUCCCAAGAUAUCUGUGCUUUAUUAGAGGUGUUGUUGAUUCAAAUGAUCUUCCCCUGAAUGUCUCACGUGAGAUCCUUCAAGAAAGUCGAAUAGUGCGCAUCAUGAGAAAGCGGUUGGUACGCAAGGCCUUUGAUAUGAUACUGGGCAUUUCUCUCAGUGAAAACAAAGAAGACUAUGAGAAGUUCUGGGAGAACUUUGGCAAGUUUCUGAAAUUGGGUUGCAUAGAAGAUCAGUCGAAUCACAAACGCAUUGCUCCGCUUCUUCGGUUCUUCUCUUCGCAGAGUGAGGAUGAGUUAAUUAGCUUAGACGAGUAUGUUGAGAACAUGAAAACAGAACAAAAAGAUAUCUACUACAUUGCAGCAGACAGUUUGACAAGUGCAAGAAAUGCUCCUUUCCUAGAGAGACUGCUUGAAAAGGAUUUUGAGGUGCUAUUUCUAGUUGAUCCCAUGGAUGAAGUUGCCAUCCAAAACCUAAAGUCCUAUAAGGAGAAGAACUUUGUUGAUAUCAGCAAGGAAGAUUUAGACCUUGGUGAUAAGAAUGAGGAGAAGGAGAAAGAAAUUAAGCAAGAAUUUGCUCAGACCUGUGAUUGGAUCAAGAAGAGAUUGGGAGACAAGGUUGCUCGUGUUGACAUUUCUAGCCGCCUUAGCAGCUCUCCAUGUGUUCUUGUUUCCGGGAAGUUUGGCUGGUCUGCUAAUAUGGAGAGGUUAAUGAGGUCACAGACCCUGGGAGAUGUCUCAAGCUUGGAGUUCAUGCGUUCAAGAAGAGUAUUUGAAAUUAAUCCAGAACACCCUAUCAUCAAGAACUUGAGUGCUGCAUCCAGGACUUCCCCUGAUGAUCCUGAGGCUUUGAGGGCUAUUGAUCUUUUAUUUGAUACGGCUCUGAUUUCUAGUGGUUUCACUCCAGAUAACCCAUCAGAACUCGGUGGGAAGAUAUAUGAAAUGAUGGGGUCAGCUCUUGCUGGCAAAUGGAGGUAUGCAACCCCUGAGGUGCAGCAUGUGCCACCAAGCCAGUCUGCCGGACCUCAAAACCCUGAGGCAUUUGAAGCUGAGGUUGUGCAACCGGUUGAAGCUGGCGGUCAGAAAUGAGAAUACUUCAUUUUGAUAAAUUUUCCAUGUUAGAGUUGGUACAUAGAUAGGUGGGCUCUAAUCAAAGAAGCUAAGCAUGAAAUAGAACAGAACUGAACAUUUUGGUGUCAGGCAUUUAUUUCGGUGGUUUGGGUCAUCAAUGAAACUUGAUGAUCUUUCUUCCUGUUCUCGAAAAUUUUUAAUGAUUGAGUGCAUUUGUAUCAUUUACAAGGAGAAGUUAAACAGAAGUUGGCAAUGGUACCUGAAAUAUUCUUGGAAAGGAAACCAAGGUGAAAGGAUUGAUAGUAAUGGCAAAUUAAUGUUUUAAAUGCAGAAAUGUGUUAUCAUUUAAAAA